Molecule: messenger RNA, 4704 nt
Organism: Talpa occidentalis (Iberian mole)
Lineage: Eukaryota; Metazoa; Chordata; Mammalia; Eulipotyphla; Talpidae
Gene: MAP4K2
Product: mitogen-activated protein kinase kinase kinase kinase 2
Exons: 32
Coding region: 1-2463 (820 amino acids)
Biological process (GO): protein phosphorylation
Molecular function (GO): MAP kinase kinase kinase kinase activity; ATP binding
Source: RefSeq, a predicted model, not a curated record
AUGGCGCUGCUGCGGGACGUGUCGCUGCAGGACCCGCGGGACCGCUUCGAGCUGCUGCAGCGCGUGGGCGCCGGGACCUACGGCGACGUCUACAAGGCCCGCGACGCCGUCACGUCGGAGCUGGCCGCCGUCAAGAUCGUCAAGCUGGACCCGGGGGACGACAUCAGCUCCCUCCAGCAGGAAAUCACCAUUCUGCGCGAGUGCCGGCACCCCAAUGUGGUGGCCUACAUUGGCAGCUACCUCAGGAAUGACCGCUUGUGGAUCUGCAUGGAGUUCUGUGGAGGGGGGUCUCUGCAGGAGAUUUACCACGCCACCGGGCCCCUGGAGGAACGGCAGAUUGCCUAUGUCUGCCGGGAGGCACUGAAGGGGCUACAUCACUUGCAUUCUCAGGGGAAGAUGCACCGAGACAUCAAGGGAGCCAACCUUCUCCUCACCCUCCAGGGAGAUGUCAAGCUGGCUGACUUUGGGGUGUCGGGAGAACUGACGGCAUCCGUGGCUAAGAGAAAGUCUUUCAUUGGGACUCCGUACUGGAUGGCCCCGGAGGUGGCUGCUGUGGAGCGCAAAGGUGGCUAUAAUGAGCUGUGUGACGUCUGGGCACUGGGCAUCACCGCCAUCGAGCUGGGCGAGCUGCAGCCCCCUCUCUUCCACCUGCACCCCAUGAGGGCUUUGAUGCUCAUGUCAAAGAGCAGCUUCCAACCACCCAAGCUGAGGGACAAGACACGCUGGACCCAGAAUUUCCACCACUUCCUCAAGCUGGCCUUGACCAAGAACCCCAAGAAGAGACCAACAGCAGAGAAGCUUCUGCAGCACCCAUUCACCACCCAGCAGCUCCCUCGGGCUCUGCUCACACAGCUGUUGGACAAAGUCAAUGACCCCCACCUGGGAACCCCCUCCCCAGAAGACUGUGAACUGGAGACUUACGACAUGUUUCCAGACACCAUUCACUCCCGGGGGCAGCAUGGCCCGGCCGAGAGGACCCCCUCGGAGAUCCAGUUUCACCAGGUGAAAUUUGGUGCCCCACGCAGGAAGGAAACAGACCCGCUAAAUGAACCGUGGGAGGAGGAGUGGACGCUGCUGGGAAAGGAGGAGCUGAGCGGGAGCCUGCUGCAGUCAGUCCAGGAGGCCCUAGAGGAAAGGAGCCUGACCAUCCGGCCAGCCUUGCCGCUGCAGGAGCUGGACUCCCCAGAUGACACCAUAGGAACCAUCAAGCGAGCCCCAUUCGUGGGGCUGUCCCCUGCUGAACCUCCCACCGAGGACCCUCGAGCCAGCCCCCCACGGACCCCACCUCCACCUCUCCCAGGGCCUGAAAGCCCCCCCCAGCUCCCCACCGCCUGGACCACCAUGAAACACCGGGAGGAUCCUGAGAGAUCAUCCUGCCAUGGGCUUCCCCCAACGCCCAAGGUGCACAUGGGCGCCUGCUUCUCCAAGGUCUUCAAUGGCUGUCCCCUGCGGAUCCACGCUGCGGUCACCUGGGUCCACCCUGUCACCCGUGACCAGUUCCUGGUGGUGGGGGCCGAGGAAGGCGUCUACACCCUCAACCUGCACGAGCUGCACGAGGACACCCUGGAGAAGCUCAUCUCCCACCGCUGCAUCUGGCUCUACUGUGUGAACAACGUGCUGCUCUCGCUCUCAGGGAAAUCCACGCAUAUCUGGGCCCACGACCUCCCAGGCCUGUUUGAGCAGCGGCGACUCCAGCAACAGGUUCCCCUCUCCAUCCCCACCAACCGCCUCACCCAGCGCAUCAUCCCCAGGCGCUUUGCCCUGUCCACCAAGAUUCCUGACACCAAAGGCUGCCUGCAGUGCCGCGUGGUGCGGAACCCCUACACAGGCAGCACCUUCCUGCUCGCCGCCCUGCCUGCCAGCCUGCUCCUGCUGCAGUGGUACGAGCCGCUGCAGAAGUUCCUGCUGCUGAAGAACUUCUCCAGCCCCUUGCCUAGCCCAGCAGGGAUGCUGGAGCCACUGGUGCUGGAUGGGAAGGAGCUACCGCAGGUGUGCGUGGGGGCCGAGGGCCCUGAGGGCCCUGGCUGCCGUGUCCUGUUCCACAUCCUGCCCCUGGAGGCUGGCCUGACGCCUGAUGUCCUCAUCCCACCUGAGGGGCUUCCAGGCUCAGCCCAGCAGGUGAUCCAGGUGGACAGGGACACAGUCCUAGUCUGCUUUGACCGCUGCGUGAGGAUCGUGGACCUGCUGGGCGAGCCCACGGCCACACUGGCACCCGAGCUGACCUUCGACUUCCCCAUUGAGACUGUGGUGUGUCUGCAGGACAGUGUGCUGGCUUUCUGGAGCCACGGGAUGCAGGGUCGCAGCCUGGACACCAAUGAGGUGACCCAGGAGAUCACAGAUGAGACCAGGAUCUUUCGAGUGCUUGGGGCCCACAGGGACAUCAUCCUGGAGAGCACCCCCACCGACAACCCAGGGGCUCACAGCAACCUGUACAUUCUCACGGGCCACCAGAGCAGCUACUAGCAGGCGCUGGCCAGCGGCACCCCGCUCCAGCCCGGCCUGAGUCUGAGUCCUCUUGGGGCAAGGGGCGGCUCCCAGACCAGAGGAGCUCAGGCCCUGCCCUGUCCUCAAAGAAGGGCAGAAAUAAUCCUGAGAACUGAGGGCUGGGAAGGGAAGGGAUCCCACCCCACGCCUCUGCAAUAACUGGACCAGAGGAAGCUGCUGUCCCCUCCCUCUCCCCUCACAGGCAGCCCAACCCUGGGGCCCCAAGGCAGGCAGACGCCCCGAGUAGGGCAGGGCCCCCAGGCCAUCCAUUCCAUUUUGUGUCCAUUUCCUCGCCUCUUUCUGCCAGGCCUGCCCCCGUGCCCUGUCCUGGGGAAUCUAGUAUUUAAGAGAGAGAACUAUAUUCCUAUUAAAGCCGGUUUAAUUUUAAUCCACUGGUCCCUCUGCAUGGGGGGAUGGAGCCACUGCCCCCCUUCCCUGCUCCCUCCCUGCAGUUCCUGCACCAGGGAAGGGGCCACCUGCGCUCAGGUGACUCCCUCACAGGGGAGCAGGCAGAGGCGAUGGAGGCCCAUGGCCCCCCACAGGCAGCUCAGGUGCUGGGCCUCCCUGGGCUCCCUGCCGCUCUGCUUGGCAGCCUUAGGCCCCUUUUGCACUGAGCCCUCCAUGGAAUCAUGCAGAUGGGGGGACUCUCAUCCAUGGGGGCCUCCCCCAGAUAGGAUCUCACCAGGCACCCUGUGGAAGGACGCAGGAGAGGCCAAGAGCUACUGCGCAGACCCUGACUGCAGCCCCGCCCUGGCGCCUCCCUGCUGUCAGGUGCGGAACAGCUGAAAUCAGGCUGAUCGUCAGCCUGCACCCUGCUGAGAUGAACCUGGGCCUGGCCCGCAGGUGUUCCCUGACGCACAGAGGGUCACCAGCACUGCCCACAGCCCUGCCUCUCUGCGUGUCCAUCCACCCAGCUGACCUUGCGCUUUGCUCCUUUGUCCCUCUCACAGGCUCUGUGCUCCCAGCCAGGGCACAGAGCAGGCCACUGUCGACCUUUGGGCAGGUGAGGCCGAGGAAGCAGGGGCAGCAGCUGGAGCCGGCGGUGGGGAGUGGGAGGGCCCUGGUCUGGGGGAGCUUGGGCAAAGGCCUGUGGGUCGUCAGACCUUGUUCCGCCGGCUGCCCUCCCUCCUGACAUCCAGGCGAGGGCUGGAGUAAGAGCUUCUCUACACCUGGCGGCCGUGGGUGGAUGUUUAAGAAGCGAAUGAAAAGAUGAGUGGGAGGUGGUGGGCAGAUGGCAGCUGAUGAGAAGCCUGCAAGAGCCCUGGACGGGGUUGGGGGCGGCCAGCACCCCUGCUGCCCACUCCACAGAGCCUGACUGCUGUGACCCUACUGUCCUGGGGCUGAAAUGGGGAGGGAGCCAGUCCGGGGACGUGGGUGCCGUGCCCGGUUUCCCCCCCCACACACACCCAGGAGGAGAGGCACCUUCCAGGUUCUGGAGGUUUGCCUGAGCCCAACUGAAAGGCAUUUGAUGGGCCAAAUGUGGGGUGCAAGGAGUGCCUUCCGGAACUUGACCUGGCCAGGCUCCUAGAGGAUUAUGUCGAGGAGUGCAGGGGUGGAGGGAAGGUCCCCUUGGCGCAGGCCCUGACCCCCGGAGUACUGACUUGCCUCCUGCAGAGCCGGCAGCAAACAGCGCCACCUUGUGGCAGGCCGCCUCUGGGCUCGGAAAAUGGAGGUCCCCCUGUAAUGUGCCAAAGCGCAGGGGAGGGGAGGUGGAGGCCUCUGAAAUAUUUGCUGCUGGCAGAGGCUGGCUACAAGCCAAAGCAAGGCCAAAGCUGGGGAGUAUGUGCUGAAAGAUGAGAAUUGUUAUUUUUUUAAUGUAUUUUUAAAUAGGCAGCCCUUGCCCCUGGCGUGGGAAAUACCAAAUGGAUACAAUGAAAAGGGCCACCCACCCUGUCAUUUUCGAACCUCCUGGAAGUAUUUAUGCAUAGUUUGGCAGCUCGGCUUCCUUAAUGCAUUAUCCUUCCUCCCUUGUCUAUGUUCCUGGUCACGGAUUCCACUCAGCCUGCUCUGGGCCCCCCCUUGGUUCCUUUCCAGCUAAGUGGUUUUCCAUUGUGUGGUCCCCCUUUCAUGAAUUGCCUGUAUUGAUGGGCGUUGGAUUGUUUCUACUACUUUAUAUUACAAAGACGCUGCAAUAAAUAUUCUCACGUGGAUGCCACACUACCCUCAAGUGUCCGCGAGGAUGACUCCCUGGAGGGGCACUGCCCAGCCGGGGUGGCCGUG